Molecule: messenger RNA, 1956 nt
Organism: Vigna umbellata (rice bean)
Lineage: Eukaryota; Viridiplantae; Streptophyta; Magnoliopsida; Fabales; Fabaceae
Product: glycerol-3-phosphate acyltransferase 1
Biological process (GO): cutin biosynthetic process
Cellular component (GO): membrane
Molecular function (GO): glycerol-3-phosphate 2-O-acyltransferase activity; phosphatase activity
Source: RefSeq, a predicted model, not a curated record
ACGGCAACAAAAAGAAAAAUAAAAAGGGAAGGUGAAGUUAAUGCCAGCAGCGUGGUUAACCAAAUGCUACAGUCAAAAUUUCAUCAUGCACCCUUUUAAUGACUCUAUAAAUAUUCCCUGCUUAUCCGCUCUUCAUCACCGAUAAACACUCUGACUCUUCUUCUUCUUCCUCUUUCAUUUAUUGUUCUUGCCUCCUUUUCUCCUUCUGAAACACAUCUUUAUCAACCAGUGUGAAAAAAGAGCAUGGAGUUUCCAAUGAUGCUGCUGAGGCUUGCAGAGUGGGUGCUGUACCAGCUGCUUGCCAACUCUUACUAUAGAGCAGCAAGAAAAAUGAAAAGUUAUGGGUUUCAUUUCGGGUAUUUGUCAUCCAAACCACCCCCUCAACCUUCCUCUUUCCCUAGUGUUGUCAAAUAUGAUUUUGAGAGUAGAGAGUCACAGACACUUGUGGCUUGUGACAUUCAUAGAGUCCUUUUGAGGUCCCAUUCUUUCUUUCCUUAUUUCAUGCUUGUUGCCUUUGAAGGUGGCAGCAUUUUCAGAGCAUUCCUCUUGCUUUUGUCUUGUCCUGUGCUGUGGAUUUUGAACCGUGAGCUAAGGCUUAAGGUCAUGACAUUCAUCACCUUUUGUGGGCUAAGAACAAAUGUUAUGGAUAGUAUAUCAAGGGCGGUUUUACCCAAGUUUUAUUUGGAGAAUCUCAACCUUCGUGCUUACGAGGUUCUGGCCUCAGCAGGGUCUAAAGUUGUCUUCACGAGUGUGCCUAGAGUUAUGGUGGAAAGGUUUCUUAAGGAGUAUUUGAGCGUUGAUGCUGUUGUAGGCACAGAGUUGCACACCGUUGGUUGCUACUUCAGUGGUUUGCUUUCUGGUUCUGGUUUACUUGUGAAGCACAGAGCACUGAAGGAUUAUUUUGGAGACACAAAACCUGAUAUUGGGGUUGGAAGUUCUGCUGUUCACGAUCAUCUUUUCCUCUCCCUUUGCAAGGAAGCAUAUGUGGUGAACAAUGAAGAGAGCAAGAACAACUUUAGCUCAGUGAUGCCAAGGGAAAAAUAUCCAAAGCCCUUAAUAUUUCAUGAUGGAAGACUAGCAUUCCUGCCUACACCCUCAGCAGCUCUGUGUAUGUUCAUGUGGCUUCCAUUUGGAAUUCUUUUUGCCAUUUAUAGGAUCCUUCUAGGCAUUGUACUUCCUUAUGGAUGGGCAUUAUCAUUAGGGGUUUGGAGUGGCUUAAAUCUCCAAAUCAAAGGGAUUCUCCCUGAAAAGUCAGAGCAAAAGCAAGGGGUCCUCUAUGUUUGCACUCACAGGACUCUUCUUGAUCCUGUUUUCCUAAGCACAUGUUUGGCAAAGCCUUUGACUGCAGUGACAUACAGCUUGAGUAAGGUGUCUGAGUUGAUAGCCCCUAUAAGGACAGUGAGACUAACAAGGGACAGAAAAAAAGAUGGUGAAACAAUGGAAAGGCUUCUGAGAGAAGGGGAUUUGGUGGUGUGUCCUGAAGGAACAACUUGUAGGGAACCAUAUUUACUGAGGUUCAGCUCACUUUUUGCAGAAUUGGCUGAUGAGAUUGUGCCUGUUGCUAUCAAUACUCAUGUGAGCAUGUUCUAUGGGACCACUGCAAGCGGGUUGAAAUGCUUGGACCCUAUUUUCUUUCUCAUGAAUCCAAGGCCUAGCUGUUACAUUCAGGUUCUUGGAAAACUUCCCAGAGAACUUACAUGUGCAGGAGGAAGAUCAAGCUGUGAAGUCGCAAACUUUAUACAGAAACAGUUAGCCGAUGCUUUGGGAUUUGAGUGCACCACACUCACGAGGAGGGAUAAGUACAUGAUGCUGGCAGGGAAUGAAGGGAUUGUCCAACAAGACAAGAGGACAACAAAAUGCUAAUCACGAUGUGGGACUUGGGUUACCACUAAUCUUUUCUGAUUUCAUCUUGUACACUUUUUCUUUGUUGCCUAAUUUAUGUUUUUCUUUUUGUUA